This is a messenger RNA of Bactrocera dorsalis (oriental fruit fly), 2441 nucleotides long. RefSeq lists its product as uncharacterized. The transcript has a single exon. The coding region runs from base 1144 to 2136 and encodes 330 amino acids. The record is from RefSeq and is a predicted model, not a curated record. Lineage: Eukaryota; Metazoa; Arthropoda; Insecta; Diptera; Tephritidae.
CAAUUUCUUUUUAUUUCUCGAAUUUUCUUACCCUUAUGGUCUAACCCUUAAAAACGCUUUCUUUUAAAUCGCAACUUUUAAUAAAUGAAAAAGAAGACAAAUAAUACAAAGUAUUAUAGAAUACAAAACAAAGAAACCGUAAUGCAUAGACUCGUCUAUAUAUUGUAUUGAAAUUAGCAAGCCCCUCUGACCGUCUCCGUGCAUAUUGGAAACUCAUUAAAGUCCAAUCAAAUUGUUUACAUAAUUUUCGAGAAGAAUUGUGGAUAUUGCGAAAGAAAUUAGCAUAUGCAUACGAACAAUGUGAACCGUGAUUAGUGUGCCAAAUACUAUUUUUGUGGUCGAACCAGCCAAAGGACCAAAGGAUCAAAGUACGAAGCACUCUACAAAAUGCAUGGUCAUCUACAAAUACAAUGUAUAGUCGGGAAAAAAAUUAUAUUUUGAAUAAGAAACAUGUUAACAUGAGCGUUAGCUGAAAGAUGCUUUUGAAGUAUUAGCAUGCAACAGCAACAACGCGCAGCGAGCGGCUUAGGCCAGGUUAAUAGGAAAGAGCAAGCAAUGUCUGUCUGCGCAAACGAAAAGGUGCCAACAAAUAGUUACAGUAACUAAGGAAACAGUCGCUACCUGCUGCGACUAAAUCCACGAAACGUUAAACGCGGCGACAUACAGCUGCAAGGGAUAUACCACGGAGCCGUAUAUGGUACCUUGAAUUAGCACGCACACUAUGCGUCCGAUGGGUUGUCGCAGACAAUAGAGCUACCAACAACAAUGCCCACCUUAACAAUGUAAACGCAAUUUAGGAAAAUGUAAAUUUUGCCAAAAUAAGCGGAAAAGCGAAAAUUCCAAGGUUAACGCUAUUUGCUUUUCCAUGAAACCGCCUUGACAGUUAGCGUCGUAAGCAGGUAAGAAACGAUUUCGCGCAACCUAUGCGACGCGGCUGUCAACGCCGUCAAGCGCAUCGCUUGCUCACACAUUACCACGCGCAGGUAGUUGAACGCACGGCUGUCUCAAGACUGUGACUUGAAGGUAUAAAUACCCGUACCACUGCGUAGGUCAGUCAUUAUCAAACGAGCAGCGCAUGAGUAGCACACGCAUUCAGGAAGAGAAUUUAGUUUUUUGCAAUUUCAACAUAUUGGCUUUAACAAAAUGGGUUGCACAGCGAGCAAUUUUUCAUACGACACCAGCGACAGUAGUUAUGGCAAAGGUAUGCCCGUCCGCUCAACACCGCAUAAACGUAACUUUAGCAGCCGCGUCGACUGUACCGCCAGCACUCUCUCUACGGAGCACAGCAGUAGCAGCAGCAAUACAUCGGAACGUUAUAGCAGUGCGAGUACGUGGAGCAGUUGCAGCACGCCACCCCCACCAAGAAGCUGCUCCACACCGACCAAAAAGAAACAAGUUCAACAAAAGCGCCCAGCUUUCUUGAAGCUCUGCCGCAAGGACAUGCCGAAAGCGCUGGCGCGCCUAACGCUCAGCGACAAACAAAAGCAACAACAAGAGACAUCGCCACCAGUGCAACAUAAACGCAUAACGGAACAUUCAAUUGGCUACUUCACCGGCUCCACUGAUGAUUUGGAUAGCAGUUGCAGCAGUUUCAGUUAUAAUGAUCUCCUAUUACACACAAAGGACAUGAGUCCAUCAAGUGAUAUGAGCAGUACUUGUAAACAGAGUCAGAGUGAUAGUGAUAGUGACAGUGUCACCUCAUCCGAGCACAGUGGCAGUCUACCCGUUUCGAAUUUAAAAAUGGAGAUCUUAAUGAUGCGCGAGAAUGUGCAAUUAAUGCCGAAAACUUCGUCGCCAUUUUGUACACGCCGCGACUUGUCUUCGUGCAGCAGCGAAGUGAGUUAUGUCAACAUUGCGCCGCCCUCGGAUACUUAUUGCCUGUGGCGCCAAUAUCUACAGGACGCACCAGCCUACUCAUUUGGCAAUGUCACCGCCAUACCCGAAGCCAUUGCCGGCCAAUUUAGUCCAGAUGAUCAUCCUGCUUAUACCGAACUGCAGAAUUUUGAAUGUGUCAGUGCGCCGAAACGUUAUCGUGUACAUCCCAAAAAGGGCAAGCACACCGCGCCUAGUGUUCCACUAGCUGCGGUAGUGCCGGUUUGUGGCGUCACACGCGCCAUCAUUUCGACCGAACUGUGAACACGCGACUCCGCCCGGCGCGGAAUCGUUGUUGUCUCACAGGCGGUGAGCACGCGGAUGAAUGAAAAGAAGACUGACGUAAGAUGACUGAUCUUAAAGGAUUUUAAAACUACCUCAAUGUGCCUUUUUAUGCUGUGAUUUUGGACUAUUGCUGACUGGAAGUAACUGACAAGACCAAAUAUAUUUUAAAUAUAUUAGAUUUAAUGUAUAUAUGUAUAUUACUUUUGUUUGGUUUUAAGUGUUACAAUAUAUAUGAAUUAAAAUUUUUUCUUUACACAAAUAAUUUAUGUUUUAUGCGAAAUCUG